GGCCAUGCCACCUCCUGGGAAAGUUCCCCGGAAGGAGAACCUGUGGCUACAGUGUGAGUGGGGGUCCUGCUCCUUUGUGUGCUCAGCUAUGGAGGAGUUCUGUGAGCACGUCACUCAGCACCUGCAGCAGCACCUUCAUGGCUCUGGGGAGGAGGAUGAAGAGGAAGAGGAUGAUGACCCACUUGAGGAAGAAUUCUCUUGCUUGUGGCAGGAGUGUGGCUUUUGUUCUCUGGAAAGUUCUGCUGACCUCAUCCGCCAUGUCUACUUCCACUGCUACCACACCAAGCUGAAACAGUGGGGGCUGCAGGCCUUGCAAAGCCAGGCUGACCUCAGCCCCUGCAUCCUGGACUUCCAGAGCCGGAACGUCAUCCCUGACAUCCCCGACCACUUCCUGUGUGUGUGGGAGCACUGUGAGAGUUCCUUCGACAAUCCAGAGUGGUUUUAUCGGCAUGUGGAAGCGCACAGCCUGUGCUGUGAAUACCAAGCAGUCGGCAAGGACAACCAUGUGGUGCUGUGUGGCUGGAAAGGCUGUACCUGUACCUUCAAGGACCGCUGUAAGCUUCGAGAGCACCUCCGUAGCCAUACCCAGGAGAAGGUGGUGGCCUGCCCCACCUGUGGGGGCAUGUUUGCCAACAACACCAAGUUCUUGGAUCACAUCCGUCGCCAGACCUCAUUGGAUCAGCAGCGCUUCCAGUGCUCUCACUGUUCCAAGAGAUUUGCCACGGAGCGGCUCUUGCGGGACCACAUGCGCAACCAUGUGAAUCACUAUAAGUGCCCUCUGUGUGACAUGACCUGCCCGCUGCCUUCCUCCCUCCGCAACCACAUGCGCUUUCGCCACAGCGAAGAUCGGCCCUUUAAAUGUGACUGUUGUGACUACAGCUGCAAGAAUCUGAUUGACCUCCAGAAGCACCUGGAUACCCACAGCAAGGAGCCAGCCUACAGGUGUGAUUUUGAGAACUGCAGCUUCAGUGCCCGAUCCCUCUGCUCUAUCAAGUCCCAUUACCGCAAAGUGCAUGAAGGAGACUCAGAGCCAAGGUACAAAUGUCAUGUGUGUGAUAAAUGCUUCACACGAGGCAACAACCUCACAGUGCACCUUCGCAAGAAGCACCAGUUCAAGUGGCCCUCAGGGCACCCCCGUUUUCGGUACAAGGAGCAUGAAGACGGCUACAUGCGGCUGCAGCUGGUUCGCUAUGAGAGUGUAGAGCUGACACAGCAACUGCUGCGGCAACCACAAGAGGGAUCGGGCCUGGGAGCAUCACUGAAUGAGAGCAGCCUGCAGGGCAUCAUUCUAGAAACAGUGCCAGCGGAGCCAGGACCUAAGGAAGAGGUGGAAGAAGAAGAGGGUGGGGGCAGUGAGAGGACAGCCUUUUCAGCCUCUCAGGACAACUCCAGCCCUGUUAUCCACAUGAUGAAUCAGACCAGCGCUCAAGGCCAGCAAGAGAUUGUCUACUAUGUGCUAUCUGAAGCCCCAGGAGAGCCCCCUGGACCCCCUGAGUCACCCUCAGGGGGCAUCAUGGAAAAGCUUCAAGGAAUAGCUGAGGAGCCGGAGGUCCAGAUGGUGUGAAUGCUGUAGAGCGUGACCAUUCCUACACCAAGCCCCAGAGUUUGAGCCAGGCAAGUGGCAGUGCCCCUAGUGGGCAGCCUUUGCCAAUGGAUGCCUUUAAGAAUGGUGCUGAGAGCAGUGUGGUCCACUCUGGCCCGGGCUUGCAUCAUUCUGCAGACUCUAAGGACUUCCCUUUUGUGCCAGACUGUGUUUUGUAGGGAGUCUGAGGGGUUUGGAUUCUUUGAGGGGAUCUGAAUGUGUGUGUUCUUGUUAAGGGGGCUAUUAUCAGGCUUAACCAUAACCCCGAAGACACGCUGGACGGUGAUUAAAUCCUUAAGUUAACUCACAUCCAUUCCUGUAUUUAGGGGUCCUUAAGCCCAGGCAUGAUGUAUGACUGGUCUCUGCAAGGGCCCUUUCCUUGUCACCAGCCAAGGCAUUGAGAAGCAAGUAGCCAUUUCCCUCUUAAGGUUUCUCCUAUAACUCCAAGGACUUUCAUGGUUAUCCUCAGGGACGGGAUUGGAGGCACUGAGUGUGUGUGUAACAGUUGUUUUUGGUAAUAAAAGAGAUGUUUGGGCUGUUA
Propithecus coquereli (Coquerel's sifaka) is the source of this 2123-nucleotide messenger RNA. It is a transcript of the gene HINFP, whose product is annotated as histone H4 transcription factor. NCBI's taxonomy places the organism in Eukaryota, Metazoa, Chordata, Mammalia, Primates, Indriidae. Gene Ontology annotation, molecular function: RNA polymerase II cis-regulatory region sequence-specific DNA binding; DNA-binding transcription factor activity, RNA polymerase II-specific. The coding region runs from base 5 to 1564 and encodes 519 amino acids. The transcript is spliced from 9 exons. Gene Ontology annotation, biological process: anatomical structure development; regulation of transcription by RNA polymerase II. The record is from RefSeq and is a predicted model, not a curated record.